AUGCCAAGACCUAUUUACGUGCUUCUCAUCGAUUGCUUCCUUGGCCUAUCAAUCACGUACACCUUCCUAUUUGAGCAUGUGAGGGGUCAAAAAAAAACAAUUACCUUCGACAAAGAUUUCCACAAAAAUAAAAUCCACGUGAAAAACAGAAAGAAGUAUCUGUUUGUGUGCACACGUUCGUCCACAAAGGGAAAGAGGGUAUCUUCAAAAGGAUUCAUUUUGAAGCACCACAAGGUGAACCACCUACCAAGCCAAGCACCCAACCAAGGCGUUGCCCUGUUGGGAGCAAGCCGCAAGUCCUUCCCGGCAUUAAACAAAUUUAAAAUAUUCAGCAACGACAUUCGAAAGGACAAUGCUCCAAAUGAUGGGGAAGAUGGAGGAGAAAAUGAGCGGCAUAAUGAGCGGCAUAAUGAGCGGCAUAAUGAGCGGCAGAAUGAGCGGCAGAAUGGACAAAAUUUGAUGAGUGAAAAAAACGACAAGUGGAAAAAGUAUUAUGAGGAUAAGAGGAAGAAAGAAAUAUUGAAAGAUUUAGAUAGUACUGUGCGGAAAAGGGGGAAACGGGCGGUGGGCGGUAAUCCUGGGGGGGGAGACGACGCUGCGGGUGGAGGGGUGGCUGGCCGAGAUGGCGCCAAGGAGGAGGCGGGGGCCCAUCCCACAGGGGAAGAAGAUGGUAAAAGUGGAGAAGCGGGAGAAAAUCCCGACGAUUAUGACGGUUAUGACGAAUAUGACGAAGAUGAAGACGAUAACGACGAUAACGACGAUAACGACGAUGAGGAGGACGACGAAGGCUACGGCUACGGCUACGACUCGUACGACGCCGACGACGCCCAUGCACACCGCGGCGCACAGGACAAAAGGGACGCCCACCUGGAUUACCCCUACGAGCAGGGCGAAGCGCAAGGGGAAAACCUCUUCUUCGCGAAUAGUAGAAACGAAAAUGCACAUGGGAAAUUUUACGACGAUAGAAAGAACGGAUCCGCCUCCAACCCCCCCUCAAUAAACGAAAGCAUAAAUAAUAUCUUCUCAUCGAAAAGAACGACGAAAGAUUUCCCCCUAUUUUUCCCCCUGAACAAUAAUAAACCCUUCGAAAAUAGCAACAAUAAAUAUUUUGACAAAAUUUGCAGUAUCCCCCCAAAUGAACUGAUUAACCGAUUUUUUGAAAACACAUCCGAAAGGGUUAAAGAAGCCGUAAAAAAUAUCAUUUUUAACAUCAUUGGAAAUAUUCAAAAAUAUACCAUCGAAACGUCCAUUUUGAUUACCUACGACAAAAUUUACAACUUCCUCCUGCAAAUCAUCCUCACGGGGUACAUGAUAAAGAACGCCGAUUAUCGGCUGAGCCUUAAUGAGUCCCUGUACGACGAAAAUGGCAUUAUGAGCAGGAAGGAGGACGACUUCUUCAAUUUGAAAAAAUCCUUUUACGGCUUAUUUUCUGAUGCCCACAAGAGAAGUGGAGAGGAGACGCUCAACGCAAGUGAGUUAAGUGACCCGAAAAAUGGCAGUCCCCAUGUAACGAGCCAAGACGGGGAAGACAUGCAUAACAGCCCCAACCCUGAUGAGAAACCCCUAACCAGUAGUAACUUGCAGAAUCACCUAAACAAUGAUGAGGCCCCUGAUCAAGAUGGCAACCCGUAUAGUUAUGAAGAAGAGGGCCACCAAUUACCGCCCACAAGCGCAUCCUACACAAACGGCAAAGCUACCGAAGGUGAUAACUUCCCAAUAAUUAACACAAAAAAUUAUAUUAUAUUUUUAAGAAAAAAAAUUAAGUCUUUAGAAAUGCAAUUAAAAAAAUUAAAAGAAAAUAAAACCAUUUUAAACGACGAUUUACUUUCCUACAUAAAGUCACUGACAGACGUGCAGCUACGUUCACUGACAGAUAACAUUGGACCACUGGUCCUCGAUGCAACAAAGAAAAUUGUCGAGUUGGUAAUACAGGGCAUGACAUUGAACAUUAAUAAGAACUCGUCCAAUGAAUUAAUUUAUGUAAGUGGCUCUGUGCUCACUUACAUCUGCUUCUGGCAGCUGAUAAUCGGGUACACUCUCAGGGAGAUGGAAAUUCGCGAUGAACUCUCCGAUUAUCUCAAGGGCAACUAGCCGCCUGCCGGGGGCGAAAGCGCGCGCACAGAUGUACAUACGUAUCUGUGCGUGUACAUUUGUACAUACGUAUCCGUGCGUGCAUGUACACUCCCCUAUCGGUGAAGUGGGGGGGAGUUCCCACAUCUGGCGCAUCUGCGUGCUCUCGGGGGGGCUCCGCUCCGUGAAGGCUCUCCUUUUGUAUGCACUCUUGGCAGCUGACUCCUUGUCUCGCACCAUGUGACACUUCCCCAUUCGUGCCCCUUGUCGUGCUUGUGUGCUUCUUCACCUUGGCCCGUUGCGGGUGGGGGAAGCCCCUCUGCAUGCGCUGGCUGGUAU
Messenger RNA from Plasmodium vivax (malaria parasite P. vivax), 2409 nucleotides. RefSeq lists its product as hypothetical. The coding region runs from base 1 to 2091 and encodes 696 amino acids. NCBI's taxonomy places the organism in Eukaryota, Apicomplexa, Aconoidasida, Haemosporida, Plasmodiidae. The record is from RefSeq and is a predicted model, not a curated record. The transcript has a single exon.